Messenger RNA from Anopheles coustani, 1309 nucleotides. RefSeq names its product syntaxin-16 (gene Syx16). The transcript is spliced from 5 exons. Gene Ontology annotation, biological process: vesicle-mediated transport; vesicle fusion; intracellular protein transport. The coding region runs from base 144 to 1151 and encodes 335 amino acids. NCBI's taxonomy places the organism in Eukaryota, Metazoa, Arthropoda, Insecta, Diptera, Culicidae. The record is from RefSeq and is a predicted model, not a curated record. Gene Ontology annotation, cellular component: endomembrane system; membrane; SNARE complex. Gene Ontology annotation, molecular function: SNARE binding; SNAP receptor activity.
UCGAUAGCAGCACACAUAAACAAACGUUAGUCAACGUAUCCUAAAUACUUUCGUUGCAUUAAUUGUGCUUUGCUGCUAGCAUAGAAAGUAAAGUGUUCAAUCGCUCAGGUGAAAUAAACUGCAUUCCACCUAAAUCUUGCACGAUGUCUCAUCGCAAUCUGACCGAAUUGUUCCAUAUGCUAAGGAACAAUGCUGUUCACAGCCGAAGCGUUAGCUACGAAAACAAUUCUGACAACGAAAAUCUGCUAGAAACGCCGGGAAAAUCCAACGAUCAGCCGCGCUGGAUUGGAAAGUACGAUGAAGCCAACUACCUGUUAUUCAAAAUUCAGGAGCGAAUCAAUGAGGUGAGAAAGUUACAGUCCGCAGAAGUACGGUCGGUGCUGAGCGAUGAAAACACAGCCAGUAGCAGCACGACUGAUGGAUUAAUAGCGGAAAUAAAGCAGCUCAUCUGUACCUGCCACGACAACAUAAACUCCCUGCGACGUGCAGAAAGCGGAAUGGAGGAUAUGCUGUUGGCGAACAUACAGCGACAUUGCUUCGUUAUGCUGCAAGGCAUCACCGAGGAGUAUCGGAAACUUUUAGCGAACAAAGCGGCUCGUUCACUCACGGAGACCGAGGGACCGCUGGGGUUGGAGCCGGGUGCGGGAAGCAGCGGUGCAACGGGCUCCUCCUCCUCCGCCGCAGGCCGUCACCAUGGGCCCGCGCACAAUUCCGUCGAGACGUUCGACAACUUUCUGCAGAUGGAAGCGGAAACGCACGGCGACGACGGAGACGAUCAGCAGCUCCUAGAUGAUUUCUUUCAGCUGCCGGCGACGGGCCUCACUAUCAACCAAAAGCAAAUCAUGCUCAUUCAGGCGGACAACACAAAGAUGCUUAAAAGCCGGGAGGAUGAGGUGCUGCGCAUGACCAACUCGAUAACGGACCUUAACGUUAUAUUCAAGGACAUUUCCAAACUGAUCCAAGAGCAGGGCACGAUUCUGGAUCGGAUCGACUACAACAUUGAGUCGGCACAGGUGCGCGUCAGCGACGGUCUGCGGCAGUUGCAGAAAUCCGAGUCGUACCAGCGAAAAAAUAAGAAAAUUCACUGUAUAAUGCUACUCGCGAUGGCCAUCAUGUUCAUGAUCAUUUUAAUUAUCUUUACAAAGCUAUAAAGCAAUUUGGUUGGUGAACAUUCUGGCAGCGUAUGCUGUGCUCGUUAAAAGGGUUAUAUAUUAAAUUUAUAUUUAUUUGCACUUUGUCCUCCAACAUUAGCCAGUGUUCUUCUCUCUGUUGAGAUGCAGUGGCUAAACUAAAAAUACAUGUGAUAGAU